ACUCCGUCGUCGUUCAAAUCUCGCGUCUCGUUUAGCGUUGAUUACAAAUUGCCAAACUUAUCAGUUUCGUCUAAUUAGUUCGUCGCGAGUCGUCGUCCGGAGUGGAUCGACUGCCUCCUCCCAUUACUCUGAGAUUGCCAAGUGUGCGUCUCGUGACAUUUAGGAAUGUCACCGAUUCCGGUGAUCGCGGCCAUUGCCGUCGUACUGUUGUUUUCGAAUUGCUGCUGCUCAACGGCAAAAGAUCAACCGCCCGUUUGGGACGUGACCACGCUGUGCAACAUUCCGAACGAGCCCGGCCAGAAGGGAACCUGCUCCGACCCGGAUGACUGCCCGGCGUACGCCGCGAUCAACGAUCCGGCCAGCCUGAGCUCGGUAGGCCGUUUAAGCUUCCUGAAGGCGAUCCAGUGCAAUGUUUCUGCGUCGACGUCCACUCCCGGUAGCGCAGUGGGCGGUGGCGGCGGCAUUUGCUGUCCGCGUUCGGGACGCUACAAGUCGCCAACGCUGAACGAGAAUCUACCGCGGCGGACGCGCACCAAGUCGACGAUGGUCCACUCGAGGUUCGGCGAUGACGAGAUGUGCGGCUUCCAGUCGUACGUGGCCAAGAUCCGGGGCGGGGACAUUGCCAACAUUGACGAGUUCCCGUGGAUGGCGAUGCUGCUGUACGAGAUGAAGGACUCCAACUCGGUGGUGCAUGGCUGCGGCGGGGUGCUGAUCAGCAGGGACUUUGUGAUAACGGCGGCGCACUGCGUCACGGGACGCGAGUACGACAGCAAGGGACCUCUCAAGUACGUCCGCCUGCGUGAGUACAACGUGUACGACGAUCCGGACUGCGUCAUCGAGCAGGACCUGCGCGACUGUUCCGAGGAGAAGGUGGACGCUGCACCGUUGCGCAUCCAGGUACACCCCGACUAUGACUCCAACAGCCGCAACAAGUACCACGACAUCGCGCUCAUCCAGAUCGAGCGCAGUCCGGAGUUUUCGGACUUCCUGCGGCCGAUCUGCCUGCCCGAGCCGGAGUUGGAAAACGGAGCCACGGAGGGGAACAAGCUCAGCGUCAGCGGCUGGGGCCGGACGGACAUUUUUCGCAAACAGUUGGGCAACAAUGCGUUGAGUCCGAUCAAGCUGAAGCUGGUCCUCCCGUACGUGGACUCCACGACCUGCAAGAAGAUCUUCCGACCGCAGCAGCUGGACAUCGGACCCGGUCAGCUGUGUGCCGGCGGAGUUCGAGCCAAGGACACCUGCGGCGGUGAUAGCGGCUCCCCGCUGAUGUUCUACGAUCUGAAGCAGGGCGUUUGGGUGCUGACCGGAAUCGUGUCGCUUGGCGUGAGGGACUGCGGAACCGAAGGGAUUCCCGGGGUGUACACCAACGUGCGUGAAUAUCUGCCCUGGAUCAAGCAGAAUGCGCACGUUUGAAGGGUCUGCAUGAUGAUAUGACAAGUUUCUAAGCGAAUAGAUUAAAUAAAUUCAAUAUCGACAAAACCAAAA
Molecule: messenger RNA, 1485 nt
Organism: Culex pipiens pallens (northern house mosquito)
Lineage: Eukaryota; Metazoa; Arthropoda; Insecta; Diptera; Culicidae
Product: CLIP domain-containing serine protease B8-like
Exons: 6
Coding region: 166-1413 (415 amino acids)
Biological process (GO): proteolysis
Molecular function (GO): serine-type endopeptidase activity
Source: RefSeq, a predicted model, not a curated record